This is a messenger RNA of Sceloporus undulatus (fence lizard), 1298 nucleotides long. It is a transcript of the gene RITA1, whose product is annotated as RBPJ interacting and tubulin associated 1. The record is from RefSeq and is a predicted model, not a curated record. NCBI's taxonomy places the organism in Eukaryota, Metazoa, Chordata, Lepidosauria, Squamata, Phrynosomatidae. Bases 461 to 1282 code for a protein of 273 amino acids. Gene Ontology annotation, molecular function: tubulin binding. The transcript is spliced from 2 exons. Gene Ontology annotation, biological process: Notch signaling pathway; nuclear export; negative regulation of Notch signaling pathway. Gene Ontology annotation, cellular component: nucleus; cytoplasm.
AGCUUUGAGCCAGACAGCAACUUAAAGCGGGGCCAAACUGGGUUAUUUCUCCAGUGUGGAUGCAGCCUUAGAUGGGUCACUUCAGGUCCUAAUCCUUCUCUGCAUGUUUAAGAACCCUCCGGUCCCAAACCACACUGCAGAAAUCAUCCACUUAAACCAUUCCCUGGCUCAGUGCUAGGGAAUCCUGGGAACUGUAGUUGAUUGCGGCCCCAGCGCUCUCUGACAGGGAAGGCUCAAUGUCUCCCAAAACUAGUUCCUAUAGCAUUGAGCCAGGGCAGUUCUAAGCAGUCUCAAACUGGAUUAUUUCUGCAGUGUGUUUGGGACCUUAUUGCUGACCAGAUACUGUUAUCUCUUGGCGCAGCAAAUAUGGCUGCCGUCACGUCAGUUUGGGUCCUUAUUCACCCUCCUUUUUCUUCUUUGCGCAGGAGAGAAGUUGGUGCUACCGUGGCAACUUGGCGCCAUGAAGGCCUCGACCGUGCUGGGCGUCCAGGCCCUCCAGUUGCGACGCAAGACGAGAGGCUCCGGGGUCAAGGCGAAAGCGUCCUACGUGGACGAGUCCCUCUUUGGCAGCUCUACGGGACGCCAGGCUGCGGCGACGGUGGCAUUCGACCCGCCCUGGGUAGAGAAGAAAAGCAGUUCCCAGAGACCUCUCUUGUGGAGCCCAGGGAAGUUGCCAAGGGAGGUCGAUUCCAGUCCUUCCCAAGCCCUGCCAUCAGCUGGCACCCCACGAAAGAGAAAUAAAUACAGGCUGAAAAAUCACACCCCGUCCUAUUGUGACGAGACCCUCUUUGGACCCAAACCGGGGGAACAGAGAUGGGCAGCCCCCUGGAUGACAAGGAGCGACGUGGCCAAGCUCCGACCUUUGCUUUUGACUCCACCGUCGGCCCUGGGAGACUGUCUCGUUCUUUCCUCGCACCCAAAGGAGAUCCCACUGAAAGCCAUCCACCAGGAAAAGGCCAGCUCCCAGGGGAAAGAAAGAUUCCAUGCACAGCACAGAAGAGAAGACUCUUGUUGGAAACCCCGCGGGAGUUGUUCAGACAUGAUCGCCCAGGAUGCCUUGGGAAGAGGACGUUCUCAUUCCCUUACCAGGUUGUGUAGUACUUCGGAUCGGUUUCAGACACUGGUGAAUAAGCCAAGGAGAGGUACACAGCAGGAUAGUCCCCUUCCGGUGACUGCCACAGGGUCUCUGGGCAGACCAUCUCCACAGGGUUUAUCUGGAACACUGUCUACCAGGGCAAUGAGAUCAACCAACUCCUGUAAACCCAAACCUCCUUGGAAAUAAAGAUUCUUUUCCGCUA